Salvia splendens (bonfire salvia) is the source of this 462-nucleotide messenger RNA. RefSeq lists its product as uncharacterized. The record is from RefSeq and is a predicted model, not a curated record. Lineage: Eukaryota; Viridiplantae; Streptophyta; Magnoliopsida; Lamiales; Lamiaceae. The transcript has a single exon. Bases 1 to 462 code for a protein of 153 amino acids.
AUGUUUCUAGGAGAUGAUAUAAAUCGGGCUAUGGAACGCGUAAUGUUUGCUUUAGGAGACCAGAUUCUCGGAGUUAUUCGUGCAAUACAGGAGCAAGAGCUGGCCGAAGAGCAGGUCCAGUGGCCCAUCCACCACCGGACAUCCGUCCACCGAGAGCAUGGCCUAGCUCAUCAACGUCUGUUCGAAGACUACUUCACCGAUGAACCACGGUGGGGGCCAACGGUUUUUUGCCGACGGUUUAGGAUGUGGCGAGAACUGUUUCUCUGCAUUGUUCAGGCGAUGGAGGCGCGCGACGAGUACUUCCAGCAGCUGCAAAAUGCGGCCAAUAGAAUCGUUCUAUCCCUGCUAACGAAGUGCACGGUUGUGCAUCGUCAGUUGGUCUACGGCACCACGACGGACAUGCUCGACGAGUAUCUUUACGUCGGGGAUACAACUGGCCGGGAGUGUGGUAAAAUUUUGUGA